AUCACUGCCUUCUCAAAUCGCCAACAUCAACAAACAAAAUUUUGUGAAAGGAAGUGACAGAUUUGCAGCAGCUGCGAAGUUUCCUGCCUUUUUUAGGAGUUGCUCAGGCUGCCUGCAGUCUGUUUUAUCUGAGAUAAGAGACCAGCUCUUUUGGAUAGGGACCAACACCUCUGGUUGCGUAGCGUAUGUCAUCAUUUGCUGUUUCUAUCACUGAACCACAGCAAAGAGGGAGAGUCUGGAGUGAAGACCUGAGACAAACCGUUCUAUCAAGAUGAGAGGCUUUGGAGUGCCCUUGCUUGCCUGUGCUGUCGUUUUCUCUUCAGUUAACUCACAGAUCAUUACCAUCUUCGAUGGUCGGCAGGAGGCUGACGCAGCUGUAGGAUCUGAAAUUCUGCUCCGGUUGGAAACAUCUUCAGAGUUGAGGAGCGGUAGCUGGAGGUUUAACUGUUCAGAUGUGGCUCUCUGGAUUGGUAAUACCACAGAUAUCAGCAAUGACUAUUCAGACCGGGCAGAGUUAUCUGCUAAUGGGACCCUCACGUUGAAAUCACUAAUGGUCAACGACAGCGGAGAUUACUUCGUUACCAUGAACCCACUCAUCUCAAACGUCUCAAAAAUGUCAAGCAUCAUGCUAAACGUGAUUGAACCUGUUUCCAAGCCCGAAAUCUCCCUGAGCUUGUCACAAGUUGUGGAAGACAAUGAAACUGUCACACUGUACUGCAACCUGACUGGACAUUCCCCAUCCAUUCAAUGGAUCAAGGAUGGCCAAUACAUUCAGUAUAACGACAGGAUGAAUUUGUCAUUGGACAAUCACACAUUAAUAUUAACAGCGGUCAAUCGGUCAGAUUCGGGAGAAUAUCAGUGUGAGGGCUACAACACUGUCAGUCGCAAAACAAGUAACACACUGUUCCUUACGGUUUAUUUUGGUCCAGAAGAUCCUCAAAUUUCCAUUGAUCCUGAUAAAGAAGACAUCAUCUUGGGAUCAAAUGUCACUUUCAACUGUUCUGUGCUGUCAGUUCCACCUGCCGAAUUCAAGUGGUUUUUCAAUGGGCGCUCUCUGAACCGAACAGGACAAAUGAUGGUCAUCGAUAGCUAUGGCUCAAGUCACAACGGCAUUUACAUGUGCCAAGCCCAUAACAAUAUGACUGGAAAGUACAUCAAUAAAACGACAGAGGUUCAUGUUGUAGAGCCAGUCUCGAAGCCAAACAUUACUGCAAAUGUUUCAGACCCAAUUGAACACAAUGACACAGUGUCCUUGACUUGUCACGUAACUGGUGAUCUGAGGUAUCUGUCCUGGAUGAAGUUGAACCAGUUUAUUCAGAGCAACGAGAGGAUGAAGUUAUCAGAGGGCAAUGCCACACUGACAAUAUCAUCGGUGAAUAGAUCAGAUUCAGGCAACUACUCAUGCCAGGCAUGGGGCUACAGAAAUAGUGAAACAAGCAAUCCAUUUGAACUGAGCGUUUACUAUGGACCAGAUACCCCUCAGCUGACCAUCGAUGAUGAGAAGGAAGCAUAUGCUCCUGAAUCAGAUAUCAUUCUCAGAUGUACUGCUGACUCCAUUCCUCCUGCCACGUUCGAAUGGCUACUAAACGGGAACUCUCUUCGGCAGACAAGUGAAACACUAGUCCUUUCCAAAAUGAACAUAAGUGACUUUGGGAAUUACACCUGCAAGGCUUAUAAUAAUCGCACCAUGUUAUAUGCGGAAACAACAAAGCAAAUAACUGCAAUCGAAGGCAUUUCAAAACCGAAGAUUAUUGCCAAUGCUUCGCAGCUGGUAGAACACAAAGACACAGCAAUUCUGAAGUGUGGUGUAUCUGGCAAUUGGCACUCCCUUAAAUGGAGCAGAGACCAGUUAGCACUGCUGCACAGUGAAAAUAUGGAGCUUUCGGAAAGGAACAAGACAUUAACCAUCAAAGCCGUGAACAGAUCUGAUGCAGGCAACUACACUUGCAAAGUGGAGAGUCUGUUCAGCAGCAAAGAGAGUGACCCAUUUCAGCUGGUCAUUUACUAUGGACCAGAUGAACCCCAGAUUGUAAUAACAUCAGAAGAGCAAACAUUUUCUUACGGAUCCAAUGUUACUCUGGAAUGCAAAGUAGAGUCAGUUCCGCCCUCGAGAUACGAUUGGUUCUUGAAUGGCAAAGAACUUCCACAUCAUGAAAAAUUUUUGGUUGUCAGUAACAUUACGCGGAGCAACUCUGGAAAUUAUACAUGUCAAGGCUACAAUGUGGAAACAAAAAUGAAGAAACAGAAGACAAUACAUCUUUAUCCAUUAGAAUCAAAUGAUCUCGAAGACUAUAAGAACAAGUCUUGGAUUGCUGCCGCAGUAGUUGGAGUCCUUGCCCUUAUUGCCAUCUGUGCCUGCAUCAUCUUCAAACAGCGAAGCGGCUAAAGUGGACACUCUGACAGAGCUCGCAACCCCCACGAAGCAACAAAAUGCUGACAAUUUCUCUCUCUGGGAUGUCAAUCACCUGCUGAACAUCGCCUCUGUAUUGGUGAAUGGAUCUUGCUGGAGGGGCCGAGACAACAUGGAGACCACCUUGGCUUUGCUUGCUCGGCCAAUGGGCAUUUUGCCACCAAGGGUUACCCUCAAAGGGGCAGGUUGCUGUCAUGACAGGCUUACAAUAGAGUUUGUUAGAAUGCUAUUCUAAUUUAUACCAGUUACCAACUUUUAACUUCUGUCUUUCUGCUUCACCACGAAACAAACUAUCAGCCAGAGAAAUAACGAAAGGAUACACUGCCUAACCACAAAGGAUUACGGGUAUUCUCCAAGUUGGCAUUAAUGAAAUGGCUUCUCACUGAUGGGUGUCCAUUGGUGUGUUCGCUUCAGUAUGAAUUUUACCUGUGUUUUUCUCCAUUGAUGCAAUAAACUGGUUUGUUUGUAACUAA
Stegostoma tigrinum is the source of this 2883-nucleotide messenger RNA. Its product is annotated as carcinoembryonic antigen-related cell adhesion molecule 5-like. NCBI's taxonomy places the organism in Eukaryota, Metazoa, Chordata, Chondrichthyes, Orectolobiformes, Stegostomatidae. The record is from RefSeq and is a predicted model, not a curated record. Bases 272 to 2386 code for a protein of 704 amino acids. The transcript has 10 exons.